Schistocerca piceifrons (Central American locust) is the source of this 2704-nucleotide messenger RNA. Its product is annotated as calcium release-activated calcium channel protein 1-like. Bases 40 to 690 code for a protein of 216 amino acids. Gene Ontology annotation, cellular component: membrane. The record is from RefSeq and is a predicted model, not a curated record. Gene Ontology annotation, molecular function: store-operated calcium channel activity. Gene Ontology annotation, biological process: store-operated calcium entry. The transcript is spliced from 4 exons. Lineage: Eukaryota; Metazoa; Arthropoda; Insecta; Orthoptera; Acrididae.
CGCCGGUGGUCGGUGGAUGGCGCUGUCUGCGGCGACGACAUGGAAGACGGCGUCCGCAGGAGAAAGCCGGGGGCGGAUGAGGUACUGGGGCGGCUCGUGCUGCUGCAGUCGCUGGAGAGCGAACGUGGCCGGCUGGAGCUACGUCAGCUGCACCGCACCAGGUCGCGCCUGCGCGCCUCCUCCUCGGCAUCCAUCAUCCUGUGCGCCUUCGCCAUGCAGUCAAUGGUGGAGCUGCAGGUGAAUGUGCCGACACGCUGCCCGGCCUGGCUGUUCACCAUGUUCGCGGUGUGCACCGUGGCACUGGUGGCGGUGCAUACGGCUACUCUCGUCAUCUCCACCUUCCUGAUGCCUGACCUGCACGUGCCCCACCACCGCAUCACCCACCCGCUUGUGGUGCGCCUUCUGACGCCCGCGCUGCGUCGGCUCAUAGAGAUUGCCUGGGGCUGCUCCUCUGUCGCUGGACUCUUCCUCUUCAUGGUGGAGAUUGUUUUGCUGAACUGGGUGAAAUUCUGGGACUACACACUAACAGCAUGCUGGGCUGGUACAAUUGCUAUGAUGCCAUUCAUGAUAGCCUUUGUUGGUUUUUGUAUCUACUUCCAUCGGACAUUUCUGGAACAUGGUUAUCAGUUUCAUCAAGAACAGAUUGUCGCCAUCCAUAAGCAGUAUGAAAAAAUGUUGUGUGAAGUAUGAAAGGACAAAAAAGAAAGUGUUAAAUUAUUUAUUGCUGUUAUUAGUCUAACAGGACUGUUGUACUAAUAAUAGUGAAAUCUGUAAAUACUGAUCAAUAGCGUUAACUACUCUGUACUUAAAUAUGUGUAGUAACCACGUUAGUGAUGGCCUCAGAAGAACAUGAACAGGGAUCAGGAUAUAUCUUGCAGGUCUGAAAACACAGAGUUACUUGCAAUGUAGAUAAAGACUGUUUUCACACAAAUAUUUAUUGUAAUCUUUGUUUCCAUCAGAUGCUAAUAAGUUUGUAUCAACUCUAGUUUAGUGUAAGAGUAAAAAGAAAUUGGCUCUCGUAUAAAUCAUUCCGUAAGUACACUUCAGGACUAUGAUAAGGCACAACAAUAAAUUACAUGGAAAAAUGUUUUAUGGUAUGACUGCAAUUACAACAAGUGGAAGGAUUUACAUGCUGAGAAAAGUAGGUAAAGAGCUAGCAUUAGUUAAUAUCUCAAUAAGGAACUUGAAAUAUUUAGCACUGGAGAGAAGCUUGUAGCAGAAGUAUGGCUUAGGUUUAAAAGAUUAGUUGAUCAUGCACUAAAUAGAAUAGAAUAAUUCUUGAUGGUGGUGGGACUCUCUAUGGUAUACAGUUACUGUAAAGGUACUUCUAAACAAACAGAGGCUACUGUAUAAUAUGUAUAAAACAAAGCGAAGAACUAUAGACAGGAAGAUGCUGAAUGAAAUGUGUUUGGCAGUCAAGAGGGCAAUGCAUGAAGUCUUCAAUGAGUACUGCAGCAGAAUAUUAUUGAGAGGUCUCUCACAAAAACCAAAGAAAUUCUGUCCAUAUGUAAAGGCCAUUGCAGUACCUAAGUUGGUGGCCUGACAUUCAUGGAUGAGACAUGGACUGAAAUACAGUGUAGCAAAGCAAAAGUACAAAUGAUGAACUUUAUUUUCAAAUGUUCAUUUGUUAAUGGAUAUCAGGGCCUGACGGAAUCCAUAUUGGAUUCUAUACUGAACUUGUGGCUGAGUAACCCCUUUUUUAAACCAUACUCUGUCUUAGAUCCCUCAAACAAAAUCCAUGCUGGGUGGCGGGAAGACAGCACAGAUCACACUUGUCUAAAUGAAGGGUAGCAAGUAACCCACAAAGGACCAUCCAAUAUGUUUAACAUCAGUUUGCUGUAGAAUCUUAGAAUAUAUUUUGAGCUAAAAUGUAACAAGGUAUGUUGAGGGGAAGGACCUUCUCUAUGCCAGUCAGCAUGGAUUCUGAAAAUAUCAAUCAUGUGAAUCCAACUCAUAUUUUUCUCACAUGAUAUCCUGAAAUCCAUGGAUCAAGACAGUCAGGUAGAUGCACAAUUUUUAGAUUUUUAGGUUUCUGCAUGUAAAUCGAUAAAAGUAGAACCCUAAAAGUAUCACUCUGUUGUCUGUCUGCCUGCCUGUCUGUCUGUCUCUUCGUCCAACAGUUAAGGCCCCUUUUUCUUAGGAACAGGUAGGGGUAUCGAAUUGAAAUUUUUGUCACUUACUGAGGUCCACAGUCCCUUGAUAAUUUGAAACAUUUAAGCAUCUAAAUCAAUGAAAUCGAAAGAUAUGUCCAUUUAUGUCACAUACUUCAAUACUCAUAAACCCACUCAUCAAAACCUAGAGGUCACUUCCCUUUCCCUUAGAAUCAUAAAUGUAGGCAAGAAGCAAAGUGAAAAAUCCAAAAAUUGUUAAUUUGUAAUUAUAUCACACAAAACAUAGUUUUUUGCCAUUUGUUCUCUGCUUGUUUGUCUCUCUGUCUUUUCAGACUCCUUUUUCUCAGGAAUGGGUAAAGGUAUUGAGUUGAACUUUAUGAUAAGUACUAAUGUCAAUGGUCCCUUGGCAGGAUAAAUAAUUUAAGCUUCUAAGUUAAUGCAAUCAGAAGGUACAACCAUAUACGUCAAAUAUUUUGAUAUUCACAAACUCACAAAUCAAAACCUAUAGAUGAACUGUCUAUAUAAAUAUCAAGCCUGGUGGUCUAGUGAUUUAUUGUAAUAUAAGUUAAAAUAUUUCAGUAGUCAAUACCUUA